Messenger RNA from Melopsittacus undulatus (budgerigar), 1603 nucleotides. It is a transcript of the gene ST8SIA5, whose product is annotated as ST8 alpha-N-acetyl-neuraminide alpha-2,8-sialyltransferase 5. The coding region runs from base 365 to 1603 and encodes 412 amino acids. The transcript is spliced from 8 exons. Gene Ontology annotation, biological process: N-glycan processing; oligosaccharide metabolic process. Gene Ontology annotation, molecular function: alpha-N-acetylneuraminate alpha-2,8-sialyltransferase activity. NCBI's taxonomy places the organism in Eukaryota, Metazoa, Chordata, Aves, Psittaciformes, Psittaculidae. The record is from RefSeq and is a predicted model, not a curated record.
AAAAUGGGAUUGAAGUAGAUAAUUGCUAGCAGCGGGUUUUCAAGAGAGGCUUAGAGGGAACAGAAUGCCUCUUGCACAGCACAGGCUGGUUGUGCUGAAAGAGCACUGACAGACGAUUUUAGAUUUUACCCACAUCUGAAUCUCCUGGAAACUUUACCAUGGAAGCAAGCCAUUACGCACAGUCCUGAAGUAAACAUCCAAAGGGGCAAGGAAGAGUCAUCAGGGCUAAACAAUGGGACACCUUGUCCUUGUAUUGCUCACGGAAAAGCCAGGAAGCAUUCCUCUCUACUUCCCAGUGAAAAGAGCAUGAAGGUGACAAUGAACUGAAUUUUCCUGAGUAGCGCUUCAGUGGCUUUUAAGAAGAAUGGGAUACUCUGACCCUUCGUCAAGCAGGGAUUUGCUGGGAAACAGAACUUUGUUCUUCAUAUUCAUCUGCGCCUUUGCCGUGGUCACCUUGCUGCAGCAGAUCCUCUAUGGGAGAAACUAUCUCAAAAGAGGACUGCAGUUUAGCUGGCAGAAUGGUGAGGAAUUGGCAAAUUGGACCGGCACCUUUAAUUUCACGGAUGACGGAGCAGUGAAGAGUGGCAGUGACACAGGCACCAGGUAUUUUGAGUUUUAUGAAGGACCUUUGGAAUACAACUCAACUAAAUGCUUGGAAUUACGGCAUGACAUCAUUGAGGUGAAGGUUUUAUCUAUGGUGAAACAAACUGAAUUGUUUGACAGAUGGAAGAACCUACAGAUGUGCAAAUGGGAGAUGAAUGUCACAGAAGCUAAUUUAUUAAAGUCUACUUUGUCGAAGUGUUGCAACGCCCCUGCCUUUCUGUUCACCACCCAGAAAAAUACUCCCUUGGGAACUAAACUGAAAUAUGAAGUGGAUACUAGUGGAAUCUUCCACAUCAACCAGGAGAUCUUCAAAAUGUUUCCAAAGGACAUGCCAUACCACCGCUCCCAGUUUAAGAAAUGUGCGGUGGUUGGGAAUGGAGGAAUUCUAAAGAACAGCGGAUGUGGCCGGGAGAUUGACAGUGCAGACUUCGUGUUUCGAUGCAAUUUGCCUCCUAUAUCUGAGAAAUACUUAACGGAUGUUGGAGUGAAGACGGACGUUGUGACUGUCAAUCCCAGUAUAAUUACUGAGAGAUUUCAUAAGCUGGAAAAAUGGAGGAAACCCUUCUACAACGUGCUCCAGGUCUAUGAGAAUGCUUCUGUACUCCUACCCGCUUUCUACAACACUCGCAACACGGACGUUUCAAUCCGGGUCAAAUAUGUCCUAGAUGAUUUUGAAUCUCAGCAAGCUGUUUACUACUUUCAUCCCCAGUAUCUCAUCAAUGUCUCACGCUACUGGCUUGGCCAAGGGGUGCGGGCCAAGCGGAUUAGCACUGGGCUGAUCCUGGUAACUGCUGCCCUGGAGCUCUGUGAAGAGGUCCACCUUUUUGGCUUUUGGGCUUUCCCCAUGAACCCCUCAGGGAUUUUUAUAACUCAUCACUACUAUGACAACGUGAAACCUCGUCCUGGUUUUCAUGCUAUGCCCUCAGAAAUCUUCAACUUUCUCCACAUGCACAGCAAGGGGAUCCUGCGGGUGCAUACUGGCACCUGCAGCUGCUGUUGA